Molecule: messenger RNA, 1974 nt
Organism: Galleria mellonella (greater wax moth)
Lineage: Eukaryota; Metazoa; Arthropoda; Insecta; Lepidoptera; Pyralidae
Exons: 3
Coding region: 272-667 (131 amino acids)
Source: RefSeq, a predicted model, not a curated record
CUGACAUAUACAAAGGACAAACAGAAUUACAAAUGGACAAGCGAUAAAUAUAUCUAUUUUGAAGGGAAAAUAGUGUUGAAUUACAAAUAAAAAAAUAUCAUUUUGCUUUGAAUUAUCUUAAUUAAUUGUUUAUAGAAUUUAUUUGUUUUGGUUUAAUUCUGGUUGUUAUACCUAUGAAAUUUACAAAAACUUUUUUCUAUAAAAAUAAAAAUUUGUGUUUUUCUAUAUCCUUUUGGUUAUACAUAAUUAUUAUCUUUUUUUUAUCGAUACGAUGAUAUCACGUACACUAUCGAAGUCCAGGGAUAAUUUUUUUAUGUUGUUUAUUAUUUUACUAGUAGCUUUUACUUUAGUAUAUUUAUAUAUGAAAUACUUACAAGAAGAUAAUAGUUUGGAGUGGUCAGAACAAAGAUGUUUUUCUGAGUUGACAUCAAUUAAAUAUCAGUUGAAUGUGGUUACCGAGUAUAAAAAUCGUAUAGAUAAAUUACUCACAGAAACACAGAAGGCACAGGAAACAGAGAAGGAAAAGUUUAAGGAAAUAAUGGAAAGCUGUGUUGCAAUGAAACAACAGACUGCCAUAUGCCAGAAUCAAUUUGAAGAUCUCCAGAUUGAGUGCAAGACUGUCAGGGAUGAAUAUAAUAAACUUCUGAAGGAGCAGAAGAAAAUUUGAAGACUGGUAGUAUUUAUUAUUGUUUGUAUUAUUUUGCACAUGGUCAAUUUAAACUUUACAUAUUUAUUAAAUUAUUGGUCAAAGACUGAUGUAUAUUAAAGUAAGACUCAAGUACAAUGAAGUCAAUGUUAUUUUAACAAUAUAUCAGCUAGUAUAAUAUAGUAGUAGAGGCAAAAAUAAUGAAGUAUAUUCCUAAUAAUUAUAUUUCAGUCAGAACUUUUUCUUGGUUACAGUUAUCUUUGACUGCAAAAUCCUAAUUAAUGAUUAGUAAAUGGAAUUAGUUACAUCUAACUGAUCUAAUGUAUCAGGCAAUAAUAAUUUUCACAUUGUAGGUACUAAUAUAGAUAUAUUUAUAAGAAGAAAUUUAUUAUAGAUUAUAUUGUAAAUUAUUGUUUAGUGUAAUUGUAGGUACUUUAUUGUAGUACCUGUGAUUUAUUAACUAUUGUAAUUAAUUUUGCUACCACAACAUAUUAUACUGUAAUGAGUAAGAUGACCGUCGAAAUAGUAUUCUCUAUUUUAUUUACUAACAUGGUUUCUUCGAGGGUUGUCCGGCUUUUUAAGGAGACUUUAAGUAUGUAGCAAAUUUUAUUCUAGAGUAAGGAGAUGUUACAUGAUCAUCACAUAUCUAUUUAUCACAAUUAUCAUUCUGUUCAUAAAAGCUAGUUGGCCACAAGUAUCUACUGUUAACUUGUCACCUUAUUUAGCACCUUACAUAUUUGGUCGAGUUUCGUCCUUGUAGGAUGUGUUCUUUUAACAUUAUUGAUUCACCUUCGAUAUAUUUCUUUCUUACCUUUUUUUUUAUCCAUGCUUUAUAAAUAAUCUUAACUAACAGUAAUUAAUUACAGUCAUCAUUUGAUGAAAUUCAAACAUCGAAAUUUUUUUACAAGUUUAAAAGCAUUAAGCGAUUGCUCGUAUAUGGGUUGAACAAUCUAUAACUGUAGGAUAAUAUCUGCCACGCUGCUAGCUGGCUAGGUGUGGGGCUUUAUAUAGAAUUUGCUUUGUUUAGCCUUGCAAUGCUAGAUAAGGCAAAUUCUAUAUAGAGCCCUACACCGAGCCCUUUGGUGUAUAUACUGUGCUUCCUCUAGUCGCCUUUUACGUAAUUUUAAUAUUAAAAUUAAUUGGAGAUGUGCGAGAACGGAGUGGUGCGACAUAGUAUUCUCACUCCGUCACCACCAUCACAUUAUGUAAAAACAUAUUAAGUGUAAAUAAUAUGUUUAAGAGCAUAUGUUUAUAAAUUAUUUAAUAAGAACACUUAAAUUUUUAUUUUGUUAACGUUUUCUACAAGUUUUUGUAAUAAUGUUAACUUU